AUGGCUUACGUUUUAACAGAAACUGCUGCCGGUUAUGCUUUAUUAAAAGCUUCCGAUAAAAAGAUUCACAAAUCCGCUACUUUGAUUGAAGACUUGAACACUGCUGAAAAAGUUGCCGAACAAUUCAAAAUUCAUCGUUUUGAAAAGUUCCAAUCUGCUGCUAAUGCUUUGGAAGAAGCUAAUUCUAUUAUUGAAGGUAAAGUUUCUGAAAGUUUACAAAAAUUAUUGGAAGAUGCUAAAAGUGACAAGAAGGCAACCUUGAUUGUCUCUGAAGCCAAGUUGGGUAAUGCUAUUAACAAAUUGGGCUUAAAUUUCCAAGUUGUUAGCGAUGCCGCCUCUUUGGAUUUGCAAAGAGCCAUUAAACAAUUUUUGCCAGAAUUAUUACCAGGUUUGGAUGAUUCUGCUUUAAAACAAAUGUCCUUGGGUUUGGCUCACUCUAUUGGUCGUCACAAGUUGAAAUUUUCUGCUGAUAAAGUUGACACUAUGAUCAUCCAAGCUAUUGCAUUGUUGGAUGAUUUGGAUAAAGAAAUUAACACUUAUGCCAUGAGAUGUAAAGAAUGGUAUGGUUGGCAUUUCCCAGAGUUGGCUAAAAUGAUCACCGACUCUGUUGCCUACGCUAGAAUCAUUUUGACCAUGGGUGUUAGAUCCAAUGCUUCCGAAACUGACUUGUCAGAGAUCUUACCAGAAGAAGUUGAAGAACAAGUUAAGACUGCUGCUGAAGUCUCCAUGGGUACUGAAAUCACCGAAGAUGAUUUGAGCAAUAUCAAAGCUUUAGCUGAACAAAUUGUUGAUUUUGCUGCUUACAGAGAACAAUUGUCCAACUACUUAUCCUCUCGUAUGAAGGCUAUUGCUCCAAAUUUAAGUGCUAUUGUUGGUGACUUGGUUGGUGCUAGAUUGAUUGCUCAUGCUGGUUCAUUGACCUCAUUGGCUAAAGCUCCAGCUUCUACUGUCCAAAUUUUGGGUGCUGAAAAGGCUUUGUUUAGAGCAUUGAAAACCAAACAUGAUACUCCAAAAUAUGGUAUUAUCUACCAUGCAUCAAUUGUUGGUCAAGCCAGUGGUAAAAACAAGGGUAGAAUUGCCAGAACUUUGGCUGCCAAGGCUUCCAUUUCAUUAAGAUAUGAUUGUUUCGAUGAAGAAAGAGAUGAAUCCGAUGAUUUCGGUUUGGAAAACAGAGCUAAAGUUGAAGGUAGAUUAAGUCAGUUAGAAGGACGUGACAUGAGAACCACUUCAAAGGUUGUCAGAGAACAACCAAAGAUUGACAUAACUGAAGCACGUGCAUACAAUGCUGACGCCGAUGCUCCAACUACUGAAGCAACUGCCGCUACUACUGCUGAUUCUGAUGACGAAGAAUCUGAAACCGAAGAAGUUGAAGAAAAGAAGUCCAAGAAAGAUAAGAAGAAGAAAGAAAAGAAAGACAAGAAGAAGGACAAGAAGAGAAAGAGAGAUGACGAUGAAGAAGAAGAAUCAUCCAAAAAACUGAAGAAGGAUAAGAAAGAAAAGAAAGAAAAGAAGGAUAAAAAAGAUAAAAAAUCCAAGAAAGAGAAGAAAUAA
Molecule: messenger RNA, 1551 nt
Organism: Candida tropicalis MYA-3404
Lineage: Eukaryota; Fungi; Ascomycota; Pichiomycetes; Serinales; Debaryomycetaceae
Gene: NOP5
Product: RNA-processing protein
Exons: 1
Coding region: 1-1551 (516 amino acids)
Cellular component (GO): box C/D methylation guide snoRNP complex; small-subunit processome
Molecular function (GO): snoRNA binding
Source: RefSeq, a predicted model, not a curated record